ACACAUGGAAAAACUCUGCCAAAUUGCCAGUCUUUCUUUUAUGCACAAGGCCCAUGGAGGCGGUUCCACUUGUGUGACUAGAGCAUUCUGUGGUGACGAAAUGAUCGUGAGGGACACACUUCAGUAGCUUCGUAAUUGCAAAUGAUUAAAUUCAUUGAACUUGCGUGUUGGGCAUGUAUACAUUAUAUUUUGAGAAACCAACUUUGAACAUGGAGACAGGUGUGGGAAUGAAACUCUUUGCCGUUUUAAGUUUGUUUGUUGCGAUACAAGCGCAAGAUCCAACAGUAACCGUAGCAGAAGGAAACCUCGUCGGGAAAACCGUUCAGUUUAUCGAAAGUCAAUUUAUCAACGUUAGUAAAAAUGUUGAUGUAUUUCUGGGAGUGCCUUACGCAGAUCCACCCCGACGUUUUAAACCACCUACAGCCAAGCAGGAAUGGGAUGGCUCUCUAAACGUGAAGGAGUUCAAACCAGCAUGCAAACAGGAGCAACACUUUCUUCCACGUGGAGAACCAGUGGAUGAAGAUUGUCUUUACCUCAACAUCUAUGCCCCAAGUCCAAAGCCCACUAACGCAGCUGUUAUGGUGUGGAUCCAUGGAGGAGGUUUUAUUUCUGGGACAGCUAUGACAUACUCAUACUACGGCGUGCCACUGGUUGCCGUAGGUGACGUCAUCGUCGUGGCAAUAAAUUACCGUCUGGGCGCCUUCGGCAAGUUCACCACAAAGGAUGAUGAGGCUCCAGGAAAUGUGGGCAUGCUAGAUCAAGUUGCUGCUAUUCAGUGGAUCCAUGAUAAUAUCGGAGCUUUCGGGGGUGACAACAGUAGGAUCACGCUGUUUGGAGAGAGUGCAGGAGCAGUAUCCGUCGAAUUUCACACACUUUCAAAACUUAGCGAAGGGUUGUUCAAUCAGAUAAUAACACAGAGCGGUACGACCCUCCCCUUCUUUGCAUUUGACGUGAGAACAAAUGAAGAAGAGGUCAAAAACGCUUAUGAUUUUGGAGCCACUUUAGGGUGUACUGGUUCGAAUUCUUCAGAUCUUCUUGCUUGUUUGGAAGGGAAGACUUCGGAUGAAAUCCUGUAUGCUGGGGCGACUUUCUACGCAUACUCUGCUAUAUCAGUGGACGGGUAUUUUCUUGAGGAUACACCGACCAAUCUGUACAAGAAAGGCGACUUCAAGAGGUGUCCAAUGAUGACAGGAGUCAACAAGGAUGAAGGAACCUUAUAUCUUCCUCCACUUCCUCCGAGCGGUUACAAUGACCUCGGAAGGCCACUUCUUCCGCAUUUAGACCAGCCAACCGUCAGAGAGUACAUCAGGGCAGGUUUACUUAUCAGCGGUCUCGAGGACGAUAUAUUUAUCGACGCCAUUCUGCAGGAAUACAUGGAUUGGUCUGUCGCAGACGAUCCUUCUGCUAAUGUGGUUUCAACCUUCCUAGAGUACUCUGGAGACUCUGACUUUGUAUGUCCAACAGAUUUCGUCUCCAGGAUCCAUGCUCGUGAGGGCGACCAAGUAUUCAAAUAUUUCAUGACUCAUAUACCAUCAAGGAGUACUUUCGAUGGUUUUCAAGGCAUCCAUUGGUAUGCAGCUGGUCACGCAGAGGAUUUAGCGUUUGUCUUUGGGCAUCCUUUCAUCAACCAGCUUGAAGAUAUAGGACAGACUCAUCUGCUCACUGAUCAAGAAAAGGAGCUUUCGGUGAAAGUCAUGACAUUUUGGACCAACUUCGCAAAAUCAGGUGAUCCGAGCAAGUCGAGUCAAGAUACAGACCCUGGUGAAGGAGAGAGCUACUGGCCACAAUUUACUGUCCCUGAGUUAUACCACAAAGUAAUAUCCCUCGAUCUGGAGGUUGAGAGGGCACUCAAGGCCAGGGAAUGCCACUUCUGGAACGUUUUCUUCCCCGAACUUCAGGAAUUUGUUGAAUCUCUGCCAGCAACUGGGGAUGACGCGUUGAUCAAAUGGCAGAAUAGUUUUCAGGAGUGGAAAGGGAUCCUGAAUGAUUGGGAAACAUCGUAUGAAAAAUAUAAAAAGUCACCAACCUGUCCAUGAAGUCGACCAUCGACAGAAGCAAGUAUAGACAUUCAGAUGGGACGAUAUCUUAUCUCAAUACAUAUUACCAAACUAGUCUGAUGAGUUUAUUAUAUUAUUGUUCCUGAUCAUGGUACUACUAGUGAUUCAAGUUCCGAGUUUCGUAUUUAGCCCACAGGUAAAUAGAUAUAUGGCUAGAAUAACAGUAAAUAACAUAAUGCUCUGAAUUAAAGGUCGAAAAUUGGAACGAACUCCAACAACAGUAGUACUCUAUUCGGAGGUUUCUUCACUUCGUGAAAUGUGGUAUCAAUGGAUUGUAUACACAAUACAUUAUUUAACAUUUGUCUAAAACAAUACAAUUGUUGGUGGUAAUAAAAAUAAUUGUCAUAACAUAUAUUAUAAUCGUAAAAUUGCAAGUCAUCAUAGUAAUGUACGUGCUUAUUGCUUAUGCAUGUAUUUGGAUGGUCUUUGUUAAGAAUCAAAUGGUGAGUUGUUGAUUGAUGCAGAAUAUUGAUAAAAAACGUAUAUUGUCCAGUUUAAUUUUUAUUUUUCGAUUUAGAUGAAAUACCCCCAUCUUUUCUUUCUGUAAAUGCGUUUAUACAUAUAAAUAUAUAUAUACAUAUUUUCAGAGUCCUUCAUCAUUUACUUUAGAUAAGAUGUAAAUCUGUAAUUGCGUUUGAUUUGACUGCUCUAUCUUAAAUUUCAUUCAUUCCGAUAAAGAAGGGCAUAAGGAAAUUCACGCAAGCAAUGAUAAUUAAUUCAAAUGGUAUUCAGCGGAAUAUAAAGGGUUUGGUGUUUGAUAUUUUCUCGGAACACUUUCUUUGUUAUCGAUGUUUUUAAUCGUUUAUUUCAUAGUUUUGAUUAUCUGAAGACUAAAAAUUUAACUUGUAAUAUUUAUAUGCCCUCGUAUUGUAUUUUUAUAUACCCUACUUUGAAUUACCCAACCAUUGCCUUUUUUUUGCUUUCUGUAUCUUUCCCUCUUUUAUUUGACUCCAGUCUUUUUUUCUCUCCGUCUGAUUUACCCCUUGUAAUCUCAUUUAUUAUGUCAUUAGGUGCCUUCAUACAUGUUUUGCAAUUUGUAUUCUUUUUUGGUUUGUAAUUACAUUUUGAUGGAAUGAUGAAUAUGCUUUGCGAUCUAAUCACAAAAAAAAAUGAGAGGAAGAUAAUUAAAAGAAGGCCAUUGAUGAAUCACUUUUAUUACAACAAUACAAAACUUGGAUGGAUAUAAUGCCAUUGUGGUAAGAAAAUUAGAAAUUUUCCAGCUAGUGGAUAGAUGCUCUGUAAAUCAGACUAAAAUGUAAACUGGCCUCAAUAAGAUGUGUACUAUUGCAUUUUUCUUCGAUCAAAUGGUAUGUGUAUAGUUAGGAGAGGAGGCAAAUAUUAACAAAAAAUGUAAAUAUAAAGAAAGAAGAAUAGUGAUGGGAGUUAACACGGUGAUAAUAAGGCAACAGAGCGGGGAAAGGGGGGGGGGGCGGCACUGAAGAGAGAAAGAAAAGGGAGAUGUUGGUCUGACUAAAAGAACAUGAUGGAGAUAAAAAGAGAAACAGUGUAGAGAGAGAAUUUGUGUGGUGUUUGUAGGACACACAUACGUGCUCGUACACCCCGUCUUGUUAUUUGACAAACGGGGACCAACUUUGCGUUAAUUGGCAAAGUGAGGACGUGUGUUUGGGGUCUCAUACAUUACUUGGAAUCAAAUGCACAAACCGAGCUCAUUUUCGGACGUAACGUGAACAUAGUUCGCUAACCGGAGACGCUUCCUACCCCUACACACAAAUAAAUCAUGUGUUUACUAUAUUAAACAGUUUGAAAUUAGAUUUGAAAACGAUAGCAUGGUUUUUCGAGACUGGGACGUCCCUGGUUGAGUGAUUACCCCGCUGAAAGAUAAAAUGUUAAGAAAAUGAUUCCAGAAGUAGGUCAUUAUUACACAUCCCCACACAUUUUCUCACACGGUUCUAUUUUUUCUCUAUAUAUCGCUUUCUCUCUUUCUUUAUCCGUCUCCUGUCCAUUAUCCCUAUUCGGAAUCUGUCACUCGAUUCCCUUUGUUUCCCCAUGCCUCCUCCCCCCUCUCUCUCUCACACAUACACCCACUCCUACCCUAUCACACACCCACCCUCAUCUACAUCUGUCUAAAAAGUAUCCGGUAUAUCAACUCGGAGACGAAUCGUAUAUUAUUUUUCAAUGUAAAACACCGUUUGAUAGAAAUUGUUUAAUGCUAAUGACGUCAUAGCGUGAAAUAAGUAGGGAAAUGGAAUUGUUUGCACACGGUCCCAUCUUAGUUUGAAAGUUGAUCAGCAUAUGACUUGUUUGAGUCUUACCAAAUGCCAUAUGAGGCAAAUAAAGAAUUAUCGAUCAAAUACAAAUCUUACCAUAUUG
Molecule: messenger RNA, 4388 nt
Organism: Lytechinus pictus (painted urchin)
Lineage: Eukaryota; Metazoa; Echinodermata; Echinoidea; Temnopleuroida; Toxopneustidae
Product: cholinesterase 1-like
Exons: 11
Coding region: 174-2036 (620 amino acids)
Molecular function (GO): cholinesterase activity
Source: RefSeq, a predicted model, not a curated record